Messenger RNA from Rotaria socialis, 1236 nucleotides. Lineage: Eukaryota; Metazoa; Rotifera; Eurotatoria; Philodinida; Philodinidae. The record is from the annotation of a GenBank genome assembly.
GAUUCGAUCAGUAUUUUUCAAAAUAUUUCUUUUAUGUGCUAAUAUUUCUGAAUUUAAUUUGUUUCCUCAACUGUAGGUAGAAUCAUAUGAAAACAAAAUGCGUUUGUGUGUCUGUCUGUCUUCUUGACUUGAAUUAAAUUGAAAAGAUGAAGACUAAUCUUAAAAUGAACGUCAUUCGUAUUUUAUUUCUUCAAAGAAUUGUGAAAGAAGUAUGUUCCAUUGUCAAAGUAACUUUCCGGUAUCACAAAGUGUUGUAUGGACUCAUUUUACUAGUUUUCUUGGAUAGUUUCAUAUAAAUAUUCCUCAUAACUGAGAAUUUUUCUUUCAUUCUCUUUGGUUCACUUUAUUGCUUUUAGUUUCCAGAAGCAAUGCUGCCAUUUGAUUAAAAUCGAAUAAGUCUUGACUAAGUGAUAGAGAGACGUUCCUUCUUAGUUGAAACCAACAAAUGAUCUUUUCCUAUUAAAUAUUUCCACUUUGUUACUUUAUUAUUAUUGAGUUGUAAAAUAAAAUAUUAUACAUAAACAUAUGUCAUUUAAUUAUGGCAGUGAUAUACAGUAUCACAUCACAGCUAAUUCAAGAUUUUUGUUUUUCUUUAUAAUUGUUUUUGGAAAGAUUUUUUGCAUUAUGCUACGAAAUGACGUCGUCAGAUUUAUAAUUCUUACAUGAAUUGGUGUUCUGCACCUGCAUCUAUUGUAUAGAAAAAACUAGAUCUAAAUAUGUUUUUGUAUUUAUGGAUUGUCAGAAAUGAAGGACAUAUUUUUGUUUGAAGUCCUUACCAUUAGAUAUUGACUAUUCUAAAAUAUUUAUCAUGUCAAUUUUGAAAUAAUGUUUGAUUUAUGAAAGAUCUUAUGUAAAAUACAAAUUAGAUUUGAAUUGAAACAUGAAAUUAAAGAGAGUUAACUUAAAACCAUUUCUUUAUCUAUAUUUCAUCUAUCUUUUCUAUUGAUGACUUAACUGUUCAUCAUAUCGUUUGAAAAGGAUAAAUCAAAAUAUGAAAUACAAUUCUAAAAUAUCUCCAGGUCAAAAUAAUCGUCGUUAAUACCGAUAAUUAGCUAUAAACAAAAUCAAACUGAAGCUUUUACAAUAAAGGUAAUAUUGAAUUAUAAAAAUAAUUUAAUGGUAAAUGAUCAAACAUUAACGACUGGAACAUAUCAUCAAUUAAUUGGUUAUGGAAAUAUUGCUGCAUCAGUCGAAAGUUCCAGUAGUAGUGCAACAAAUACUAAUGAAAUAACAUAA